CUCGUUGUUUUGGGGUCUGGAUGACGCAAGAGGCUACAGGAGACUUCGUAGUAAGACAAGAGUUAUAAGACAGUAAAUUAAUCAUCUCGUUAAGGGGUUGUGGUUGUAACAUUUGACACAGGUUAAAGGGCAUUUUCAACACCGGUUCUAAAUCGUACUGUUCUUUCUCAAGUUAGUCGAGCAAGGCGACCUUUACUUAAUGAAAAUACUUUGAUAACAUAGAUUGGAUGUAACUUGCCUAUGUAAUUAUAUCCGAAGAUUCUUCAUCAUUAUAAAGUUUGUUACUUUCAAAACAGCAAGCUUUUCGAAUGUUUGUGUAAAGUCUUCAUGAAGCACUUCUUCAACGGAAUGUUCGUCCUCAAUUUUGUAUGGAAAACUCGCAGGAAAGACAAGGAUGCAGUGGCACCAUCUCAAGAAGAGUCUAAAUUAUAUCUGGAGACCGCAGUACUUGAAUGUACAGUUCAAGAAACCCGGCUUAGAGAAAUUGUUGAACUACCUAUAGGGUUGGACUAUAACGAGUGGUUGGCAUCUCACACUUUAGCAUUUUUUGAUCACCUCAACCUAAUUUAUGGAACAGUAUCAGAGUUUUGUACAAUGUCUGGUUGUCCAGAUAUGACGGGUCCUUGCAAUAGACAAUACUUAUGGUUUGAUGAAAAAGGGAAGAAAUGUAAGGUAGCAGCUCCACAGUAUGUAGACUAUGUCAUGACGUUUACUCAGAAGACUGUCAAUGAUGAAUCAAUAUUUCCCACCAAGUUUGAAAAAGAAUUCCCAAGUUCCUUUGAGUCCAUAGUGAAGAAAAUUCACAGGUUGUUGUUUCAUGUGAUAGCUCACAUCUAUAAUGCCCACUUCAGAGAAGUUCUUCUUCUUAAUCUUCAUGCCCACCUAAAUUCUCUCUUCUCCCAUUUUAUGCUCUUUAAUCAACAAUUCAACCUAGUAGAAGAGAAAGAGACUGAGGUGCUUCGGGACUUGGCCAUUGCACUGAAAUUGUACUACUCUGAGGACCAAGGUACAGGAAUGUCACUUACUUCUAAACAGAGUGACACUAAUUCACCUGGAUGUGAAAAAAAGAGAUAUAGUAACAAGCAGUCUGUGAUUGAUAGCCCGGCAAAGUCUGGUGCUCCAGAAAAUAUGUUAGUUAAGGCAGGAAGUAAAAGGUCAGCAUCUCCUUGUAUCGUCUCCCAGUCUGUAUCUUCUCCUUCUAUAUCAUCAUCCAUAACGGCCUUACACACACGAACCAACUCAGGUGGGCAUUCAAACUCUAAUUCUUGUGCAAUGGACUCUGCAAUAUUUACAGGCUCCUCUUCCAUCACGCCUCCCACAGCUUCUUCCCCAAUCAAGUUCCAGUAGCCAACCACCAAUUCCUUAGUGGGCAUGCUUUUACCAUGACAACAGGAUUCCUGUGGAUAGAUUUCAGAAACACAUUUCUGUAGAGACUUUUUAAAUGACACUGAAGUUGAUCAUUUGUUGAUGUAUAACCACACCUGUUGCUUAGCUCUAUUUGGAGGCAAAUAUUUAUACAGUAGUUUGUUGUUGUUGUUUUUCAUUCUUUUGCAGGAACUUCUCCUCUCUCUAUCAUAUCAGGCUUUCACAUAAAAACUAAAUAACUUAAUUACUGCUGAAAGAUGCAACUUCAAAAUUCCAAACUAUGAUUUACAAAGGAUUAAAACCAUCAUGACAGCAAUUUUGAGAUUAAUCAUUUCAAGUUCAUGGAGAAGUAGGUACCAGCCAAGCAGUCUAUUUUGUUUGCUCAUAGUUUGAAAGUUGUUUUAAAAAUCCAAAACAUUUAAUAUUUUUAACAGCAUUUUACAAGUUUCAGUUAGUUUUUGCUACCAAGUUAUGUUUAGCUAAUAUGAGUUUAAGAUUUUAAUAAGUAAUUUUAUAUAAUAUUUUAAAAAGCAUAGAACUUUAAUUUAUGAAUACAAGUGGCAAGUUUUGUUAAUGAAAAGGUAGUGUUUACU
Messenger RNA from Limulus polyphemus (Atlantic horseshoe crab), 1958 nucleotides. Its product is annotated as MOB kinase activator 2-like. Bases 328 to 1347 code for a protein of 339 amino acids. Gene Ontology annotation, molecular function: protein kinase activator activity. Gene Ontology annotation, cellular component: cytoplasm; nucleus. The transcript has 5 exons. Gene Ontology annotation, biological process: positive regulation of protein phosphorylation; signal transduction. NCBI's taxonomy places the organism in Eukaryota, Metazoa, Arthropoda, Merostomata, Xiphosura, Limulidae. The record is from RefSeq and is a predicted model, not a curated record.